This is a messenger RNA of Pelecanus crispus (Dalmatian pelican), 1050 nucleotides long. Lineage: Eukaryota; Metazoa; Chordata; Aves; Pelecaniformes; Pelecanidae. The record is from RefSeq and is a predicted model, not a curated record.
GUACAAAGGGUCUGCCAGGAAGAUCUGGUUUGAAAGGACGUGAUGGUUUACCUGGAUCACCUGGCAUAGUUGGGGAUCCAGGACCUUCAGGUGCCCCCGGACCACAAGGAUUUGAAGGUGUUGCUGGAAAGCCAGGCUCGCUUGGUUUGCCGGGAAUGCCUGGCCGGAGCAUGGGCGUUGGAUACACUUUAGUGAAGCACAGUCAGUCAGACCAAAUCCCACCUUGUCCCAUAGGAAUGAGUAAGCUCUGGGACGGCUACAGCUUAUUGUACGUGGAGGGGCAGGAGAAGUCACACAACCAGGAUCUUGGUUUCGCCGGCUCGUGUUUGCCUCGCUUCAGCACCAUGCCUUUCAUUUACUGCAACAUCAAUGAAGUGUGCUACUACGCCAGCCGAAAUGACAAGUCCUACUGGCUCUCCACCACUGCUCCUAUCCCCAUGAUGCCAGUGGACAGUGUUCAGAUCCCACCGUACAUCAGCCGCUGCUCAGUGUGUGAAGCACCUUCCCAGGCUGUGGCUGUGCACAGCCAGGACAUCACCAUCCCCCAGUGUCCCCUUGGCUGGCGCAGCCUAUGGAUAGGAUACUCCUUCCUGAUGCAUACCGCAGCUGGUGCAGAAGGUGGAGGUCAGUCCCUCGUCUCACCUGGUUCUUGCCUGGAGGAUUUCCGUGCUACUCCGUUCAUUGAAUGCAACGGUGCUAGGGGAACGUGCCAUUACUUUGCAAACAAAUACAGCUUCUGGCUGACGACGGUUGAACAGUCGCAGCAGUUUGUCAGUGCUCCUCCCUCAGAAACUCUGAAAGCAGGACAGCUUCGAACGAGGGUCAGCCGUUGCCAGGUGUGCAUGAAGAACUUGUAGUAACAAAAAUGCAGUAACAUUAACAGUCUUUGUUACCUAAGACUAGACAUCGCUGACGUGAAGAAGGAUAAAUUCAUAAACCUGUUUUGUGUGUGGUUGAUGCGUGAAUCAAGACAGCCAGAAUUCUACAAAAAUCGAGUGUCAAGUCCAGGAGUUUGACCGCACGCAGAGGAGGAAAAGAUCAGUGCUCUGA